AUGUGGCAGGGAGCCGGGGCCCUGGCCCAGCCGCGGCAGGGCUCCUCUCACCUGCCGCAGCAGCUAAAGUUCACGACCUCCGACUCCUGCGACCGCAUCAAGGACGAGUUCCAACUCCUGCAAGCCCAGUACCACAGCUUGAAGUUGGAAUGUGACAAACUAGCCAGUGAGAAAUCGGAGAUGCAACGUCACUACGUCAUGUAUUACGAGAUGUCCUACGGGCUGAAUAUUGAAAUGCACAAACAGGCUGAAAUCGUCAAGAGGCUAAAUGGGAUUUGUGCGCAGGUUCUGCCCUACCUUUCACAAGAGCAUCAGCAGCAAGUCCUGGGAGCCAUUGAACGAGCCAAGCAGGUUACGGCGCCAGAACUGAACUCCAUCAUCCGUCAGCAGCUUCAAGCUCACCAGCUGUCGCAGCUCCAAGCCCUUGCUCUGCCUCUGACUCCGCUCCCCGUGGGCCUCCAGCCCCCGUCCCUCCCUGCUGUCAGCGCUGGCACUGGGCUCCUCUCUCUCUCGGCCUUGGGCUCCCAGGCUCACCUCUCCAAGGAGGACAAGAAUGGCCAUGACGGGGAUGCCCACCAAGAGGAUGAUGGGGAGAAAUCGGAUUAGAGUGAAUG
Molecule: messenger RNA, 614 nt
Organism: Pygoscelis adeliae (Adelie penguin)
Lineage: Eukaryota; Metazoa; Chordata; Aves; Sphenisciformes; Spheniscidae
Gene: TLE5
Product: amino-terminal enhancer of split
Exons: 7
Coding region: 1-606 (201 amino acids)
Biological process (GO): negative regulation of canonical Wnt signaling pathway; regulation of DNA-templated transcription
Cellular component (GO): nucleus; transcription regulator complex
Molecular function (GO): protein binding; transcription corepressor activity
Source: RefSeq, a predicted model, not a curated record